ACGCGUUACAUCAUGACUAGCCCUGGCCAAUCGCCCUCAGUGGCUAACGGCCAUUGCCCUGAGGUAGAAGAAGAAGAAGAAGAAGAAUCGCGUUAUGGUUAUAUCGCGUGUGGUUCAUUCCACUGUUCGCCAAUCGGUUGUUCGGUUGUGUGACGUACUUAUCCGUUUGUUCUCCUGCAGCUCCCAGCUAGUUUUGAAGAAGGGCCUUUUCCGGCAAAGCGUUCAGAACAAGCAGCAUACGCGCAGAAACGUGGCCUUCCUGUCAACCAGGAAUCCGCUUCGCCAAGCCAGAAACCAGGACACUCUAGAUUCACAGUUGAUGGUCCGUACAGCCACCCACUCAAACAGAUGGUCAGCAAUGCCAAGCUCUGUAUCCGAUGAUCUGUUCCACUUCUUCCAGUUCAGGCCUGCCACAGCCCCGUUCACGUCCACAUCUGGCAGACACUUGAACUUCACCGCGCUGGUGUCGAAGUCAUCGAGAACACGGUGGGGCAUUGAUAUUAAACAAGAAAUCCGAUCAGAGGCGACCACACAGCUAACCACCCUUACUGACAUGGCCGCUACCACGAGUCUUUGCGGAAAGGGGUUUCACUACAGCUGCCUCGACUUUGACGUCACAAUGACUACGUCGAGUGCAGAUGUGGACCAGUUGAUUGAAUUGCUCAAGCGCCCCGAAGCAACUGGGGCUAUGAGCGGCGUACAGACGUGUACAGAUGGAGAGAGGACAGCAGGAAGGAGAAGGGGACAGGGGAGGUUAGUAUGCGUCCUGGGCCGACUUCACGGGGAACUGUGCCGAUAUUCGUCUGGAAAGUCUUCGGAAAACCCAGGGAAAACCUCAGACAGCACAGCCGAUGACGGGAUUCGAAGAACUGGUCUACUGUAGAAUCGGCAACAUGUCAUUGAGCCUGGGGAAUACACGCACGCACAACGUUGUGACCUGCAAGAAAAGUGGCUUAUUCAGUUACGAGGAAUACCAUACGUCAUGGAUGAAAAGCCAAGAUGUAUGCGACACCCUGAGGCUAUCGCGACUGAUAAGGGCUCAUCACAUUAAGUGGUACACUCUAAAAACAGAACUUCACCGCAUAGCACACUGUGCGCAAACCA
This is a messenger RNA of Ornithodoros turicata, 1104 nucleotides long. RefSeq lists its product as uncharacterized. The transcript has 6 exons. Bases 95 to 883 code for a protein of 262 amino acids. NCBI's taxonomy places the organism in Eukaryota, Metazoa, Arthropoda, Arachnida, Ixodida, Argasidae. The record is from RefSeq and is a predicted model, not a curated record.